Messenger RNA from Peronospora matthiolae, 2553 nucleotides. The record is from the annotation of a GenBank genome assembly. Lineage: Eukaryota; Oomycota; Peronosporomycetes; Peronosporales; Peronosporaceae.
AUGGCCGAAACGCAAACCGGAAAGCGCGUGAAGUACCUUCAAAGCGACAAUGGGGGUGAAUACAAGUCCGACAAGCUGGCACGAUUCUGCGCGGAACGGGGAAUACAACAAAGGUUCACACCCCCAUAUACUCCUCAGCUAAACGGAGUAGCUGAGAGAAUGAAUCGCACGCUGGUCGAGUGUGCGCGUUGCAUGAUGGAACACGCUGGACUGGGAAAGAGCUACUGGGGUGAAGCAGUGAUGACGGCGAUGUUUCUUCGAAACCGCUGUCCAACACGUGCCAUUCACCAAGACAAGUCUCCAUAUCAAGUGUGGACGAUGAAGAAACCGAUUCUGGCCAACCUUAAAGUGUUUGGAUGCCACGCGUAUGUUCAAGUGCCUCAAGACAAACGCGCGAAGUUCGACUCCAAGUCAUCACUCUGUCGUUUCCUGGGAUACGCCGAACACCAGAAGUCAUAUCGAUUUGAGGAAGUGUCAACAGGAGCGAUCAAGAUCAGUCGCGAUGCCACAUUCAUGGAAGACAAGUUUGAUGAAGGUCCGCGCAACUACAACGAUGAGUCAAGUGUCGUUGAGUUUGAUGAUCAUGAUGAGGACGAACAAAAAGAAGAAGGUAAAACUGACGACGACAUGGACUCGAGCGACGAUGACAACGAAGACACCAGGUCUUCGAAGAGCAACAUCAAGAGACACACGCGCACUCAAUCACUUGAGAAAGCUACCGUCAUUCCAAGUCCCAAGCGAAGAACAUACAGAGGUCCGUCGCUUGAGCAUGUUUCAGCGGCUGCAAUGGAUUUUGAAGCAGCCUACAUCGUUGAUUCAGUGGGGGAAACGCCGACUACAUUCAAGUCGGCGAUGGAAUCAAGCGACUCCGGCAAGUGGAAAGAAGCGUGUGACUCGGAGUUCGACUCGCUUCAGAGAAACGACACGUGGGAAAUCGUGCCUCUUCCGAAAGGUCGCAAGGCCAUCGGGUGCCGAUGGGUUUUUCGUGUAAAGGAGAAUCAAGAUGGCGAAGUUGAACGUUUCAAGGCAAGACUUGUGGCCAAAGGAUUCUCACAGAAAUUCGGAGUCGACUAUGAAGAAACUUUCGCACCGGUGGCCAAGUUCACAUCGAUUCGUGUGGUGCUCAGUAUGGCGGCCAAGUACGGCCUAAUGCUACAUCAGAUGGACGUCAAGACAGCGUUUCUUAACGGCUCCCUCAACGAAGACAUCUACAUGGACCAGCCGGACGGAUACCUGGAUGCAACACAGCCGGACGGAUACCUGGAUGCAACACAGCCGGACUAUGUGUGCAAGCUAAAGAGAUCACUCUACGGCUUGAAGCAAUCGCCUCGCAUGUGGAACCAAACAAUCGAUGGGUUCAUGAUCAAGAUGGGAUUCAAGAAGUGCGAAUCGGACCACUGCAUCUACAUCAAGCGAGACGACCAAGACAUGAUUCUCGUGGUGCUCUACGUCGAUGAUCUCAUCCUGGCCAGCAGCAACAACGAACUCCUCAAGUCAACCAAGAUGGCGCUGAGCAAACGCUUCGAAAUGACGGAUCUCGGUGAGCUCGAUUACUUUCUCGGCAUGGAGAUCAAGAGCGACCGUAAGACGGGAAUGGUGACUGUACAACAAACCAAGUUUCUCAAGUCCGUGUUAACAAAGUUCGGAAUGGAUAACAGCAAGCCAGUGAAGACGCCUCAAGAUCCCGGCCUGAAGCUAACCAAGAACAUGUGUGAACAAGAAUGCAAGCACGAAGACACCAUGUGCAACGUGCCAUAUCGAAGUGCUGUCGGAGGCAUCAUGUAUCUCAUGGUCGCCACACGUCCGGAUCUAGCUGCUGCAGUGGGAUCGUUAUCCCAGUUCUCGUCCGACCCAUGCCCGACUCACUGGCAAGCUUUGAAGCGUGUGCUGAGAUACCUGCAAGCAACGCCCAAUCGUGGUCUUGAGUUUACACGUGAAGAAGGAAGCCGUAUCUGCGGGUACACCGACGCAGACUGGGCCGGUGACAUUGAGUCAAGACGAAGUACAAGCGGCUAUGUGUUCAUGAUGAGCGGAGGAUGCAUCAGCUGGAAAAGCCAGAAACAACGGACGGUCGCGCUAUCUUCAACAGAAGCAGAAUACAUGGCGCUUUCCGAAGCAACCAAAGAAGCAGUAUGGCUCAAAGUGCUUUUGGGGGAACUUGGUGAGAUGACAAGCGACGAAGCGAUCAAGAUGUAUGAAGACAACCAAGGAUCAAUCGCUCUCGCCAAGAACCCGGAGUUCCAUAAGAGAACAAAACACAUCGACAUACGCUACCAUUUUGUGCGUGAGAAGGUGGAAUCAGGUGAAGUCGUUUUGGAGUAUUGCCCGACUCAAGAUAUGCUGGCAGACAUGAUGACCAAGCCGAUCGCCGCUGUACAAUUUGAAAACAUUCGCGAUCGACUUGGGAUCCAAGGUGCCGCAGCUAACGAGUCGAGAGGGAGUGUUGAAAAGACAGCGGCUGUGAAGAAGACACCUCGUCAAGCUGCGUCAAGUGUUGAAGCAAGUGGAAGACCAAGCUUCGCUAUACCGGUGGGUACCGGUAUGUACCAGUAA